Messenger RNA from Fusarium mangiferae, 798 nucleotides. RefSeq lists its product as uncharacterized. The coding region runs from base 1 to 798 and encodes 265 amino acids. Gene Ontology annotation, cellular component: RNA polymerase III complex. Gene Ontology annotation, biological process: transcription by RNA polymerase III. The transcript has 2 exons. NCBI's taxonomy places the organism in Eukaryota, Fungi, Ascomycota, Sordariomycetes, Hypocreales, Nectriaceae. The record is from RefSeq and is a predicted model, not a curated record.
AUGUCUCGAGGUGGUCGAGGAGGUGGCCGUGGUGGACGCGGCGGCGGUAGAGGUGGAAGGCCUAAUGUGCCCUGGGACACAGGCGAUGAACCUGAUGCGAGACCAUCUGAGCUAUUUCCCCCAUACCUCGUCCCUACUCCCCGAGAACUCGCCUCGCACGAAAAAGCAGCUGUACAACAUUAUCUUCUACUACGGCAUCAAGUCCACGCCUCUCCUCUAUACACGUCCAAACGCACAGCUCUCAAUGACCCAACAGCACCCCGGAAACACUACGGCCAGGCACAGAAGAAUGCCCGCUUCGGCAUCAAGAGCAAGGCCUCCCUAGACCCCUUUACCGCCGUGCCUACCUACUCCCAUAAGUUCGUUCGCGAGGAGCGUGCUCUUCCAGAUUGGUCCAACCGUCCAGUGUGUCGCGAGCUCUUCCCCAUGGAACUCUACGAAACCAUCGACGCUGCAUCUGCCAACGAUGGUGGCCUUCCUGGCGGUUUCAAGCGCCGGAAGUUGGAGCUCAGUAGCGUUAGCGCGCUUCCUAGUGCCGAGGAAGCUUUUGGUAUGGGAGGUGAUGGCGAAGACGAGAUGCAGGGCCGUAAUCUCCUUGAACGGUUACAGGCGCUCAAGGAAGAAGAAGGCGACGAAGCUGGAGAUCUUGAAGAUGAAGAAGGCAUGGAAGAGGAAGAGCAGGAUGAAGUUUACGACGAUGAAGAUGCGGGCGAUUAUGAUGCCGAGAAUUACUUUGAUGGUGGUGACGAGUUUGAUGACUAUGGCGAUGAUGGCGGCGAUGGAGAAGGGACUUACUAG